This is a messenger RNA of Spodoptera exigua (beet armyworm), 2667 nucleotides long. The record is from the annotation of a GenBank genome assembly. Lineage: Eukaryota; Metazoa; Arthropoda; Insecta; Lepidoptera; Noctuidae.
UUUCAUACUGGCAAUUUAGAACGAAUUGUCAUUUGUCAUUGGUUUUUUGCAGUUGGCAACUUUGUAUUCUUCCAGAAUCAAAAAAGUGUGACGGGCGAUUAUUUUAUGAUUUUUGUGUUGAAUUUCCAUUAAAAAUGUCGACAGUUGCAACAGCUUUGUCCGUCGCAGGGACCAGAACAUCAGGGGCGUCAGUCAGAACUCAAAAUGUGAUGGCAGCAGCAGCUAUAGCCAACAUAGUGAAGAGUUCACUGGGCCCUGUGGGCCUGGAUAAAAUGUUGGUAGAUGACAUUGGAGAUGUGACUGUCACUAAUGAUGGAGCUACUAUUCUCAAGAUGUUAGAAGUGGAACACCCUGCUGCCAAAGUACUGGUAGAGCUGGCACAGCUACAGGACGAAGAAGUUGGAGAUGGUACCACAUCAGUUGUAAUCAUUGCUGCAGAACUACUGAAGAGUGCUGAUGAGCUAGUGAAGAACAAGAUUCACCCCACAAGCAUUAUCUCUGGUUACCGACUGGCAUGCAAGGAGGCCGUCAAAUACGUGCAGGACAACCUUACAGUCACUGUGGAGUCUCUCGGAAGGGCCUCUAUUGUGAAUGCUGCUAAGACCACGAUGUCCUCAAAACUUAUUGGAGCUGAUGCAGAUUUCUUCUCUGAAAUGGUAGUGGAUGCCGCACAAGCUAUUAAAGUUACAGAUUACAAAGGUAACCCGUCGUACCCAAUCAAGGCCAUCAACAUCUUGAAAGCCCAUGGACGCAGCGCCCGGGAGAGUGUCCUUGUAAAAGGAUACGCCCUCAACUGCACCGUCGCCUCCCAAGCCAUGCCCAAGAAGAUUGUAAAUGCAAAAAUUGCAUGCCUCGACUUCUCUCUGCAGAAGACUAAGAUGAAGCUUGGAGUUCAGGUCCUGGUUACUGACCCCGAGAAGCUAGAAGCCAUCCGCGCUCGUGAGCUGGACAUCACCAAAGAACGUUUGCAGAAGAUUCUUGCGACUGGCGUUAACGUGAUAUUGUGCUCAGGCGGUAUUGAUGAUCUGUGCCUUAAAUACUUCGUUGAGCAUGGUGCCAUGGGAGUGAGAAGGUGCAAGAAAGCUGAUCUCAAACGGAUCGCAAAGGCGACUGGAGCUGCCUUCCUGACUUCUCUCACAAACAUGGAGGGUGAAGAAGUAUUUGAGCCCAGCAUGAUUGGAGAAGCUGCUGAAGUUGUACAGGAGCAAAUCUGUGAUGACCAACUUAUUCUUAUUAAGGGCCCAGCUGCUCGCACUGCUGCUUCAAUUAUCCUCCGAGGACCUACUGACGCCUACUGUGACGAGAUGGAGCGCUCCGCCCACGACGCGCUGUGCGCAGUGCGCCGCGUGCUGGAGUCAGGUCGUCUUGUACCCGGCGGCGGCGCCGUCGAGGCUGCGCUUUCCAUCUACUUAGAGAACUUCGCCACUACACUGAGCUCUCGCGAGCAGUUAGCGAUUGCCGCAUUCGCGCAGUCACUGCUUGUCAUCCCGAAGACGCUAGCCGUUAAUGCCGCGCGAGAUGCUACCGACCUUGUCGCUAAGCUGCGCGCCUAUCACAACUCAUCACAAACUAAGGUCGAACAUGCCAACCUCAAGUGGGUAGGACUGGACCUGACAGAAGGUGUGUUACGUGAUAACUUAGCUGCAGGAGUCCUGGAGCCAGCCAUUUCCAAGGUGAAAUCUCUCAAGUUCGCUACAGAAGCUGCAAUCACAAUCCUCCGUAUCGACGACAUGAUCAAAUUGGAUCCCGAACAAAAGGGCAAGAGCUACGAAGAUGCAUGCCACGCCGGAGAACUAUAAUAAAUAAGUCACUAAGCAACACUUGCAACUAACGUAACAUUUAUGUAAUUUAAUUCUCAUAUUGUGAUGUUAUGUUAGGAGUAAGCUCCACGGCGAUCUCAGUACUGCACUUGACUGAAUAUAUAUUACAUCAUGAAGGGCCUGUCUGUCUACGUGCGUACAUCUUUUGCCACUAAAUUCCUGUCUUGUGUAUAGUUAGCACUGCCUAGAAUGAAUUGUUCCUAGUGGAGCCACUGUGGUGCUAAUGGUAUUUUUCGAAUUUGCAAUUAUCAUCCCAAAAAAUACAUAUUUUUACUAUAUUACGAAUAGUUCAAAUGUGCUGAGAUCAAUCUUUGACAUAAUAUAAUAGAAAGCUUGAGAUGCAUGUAUGUCGAUGUACUAUUGAGAGGUGCAUUGAAGUGUGUUAUAACUAACAUGUCACAGAACAAUGUCUCAUAAGCCUUUAUUAAAUUGUACUUGGUAUGUUAUGAAACAAUAUAAUUUUAAUUUCUUAUGCAUCUUCUUACAUCAAGAGGGCUGUUGAGAUCUAGUACAGCUAUAUUAACUCUUCAGAGCCUUUGGUUAACACAUUCAGUGAAAAACUAACCGAAGUUUGGUUAUUCAAGUAUUACUUUAUAGCAAUCAUUAGAUUGUAUAUGGUCAGUUUAUGUUAUGUCGUGUGUAUCUGCAGGGUUAAACACCGUCACAACAUUUUGCGUCAAUGGAAGAUUAAUUUAAUUUAAGGAACCGUCUUUGCUUUUAACAAUAAAUACUAGUUUAUUUGCUAGGGCGUCUUGGGCGUCACACUGAUAAUAAAAUUUUAAUACUAUUAUUUCGUAUUAUUUUUUGUUGAACUCCCCGUUGAUAAUAACAAUGACUACCUGUGCGC